UCUUCUUCUUCUUCUUCUUUUCCCCACUCGUUCCUUUAUAUUCCUCCCCACAAAAAUCCCCACCCUUUCCAAUUCAUAAACCGAUUCUUUCUUCCUCCUUUCUUUCUGCACCGAUUUCACUCCAGUACUGCCCACUUGGGAACCCAGAAGAACAAAACAAAAAACAAAAAAGAAGGGGACAAUUCACGGAUUCACUGUCAAUGGAGCUUCAGCUGGGUCUCGCUCUUCCCACCGCCGGCACCAACAACAAUGACAACAGCUUGGUCUUCGGUAAUAGUAAUAAUGGAAAUCACGAGGUGAUCGUACAAUCCUGGCUUCCCGCCGCCGACAACGGAGGCGGCGAAGGAACAGAGUGUUCGGACACCAGCGCCGGGAAACGGCGCCGUUUGCUCGACGGGGACGUCCGUCUUCCUCUUCCUCCCGUUGAUCUCAAAACCCUCCCCUUGUUGCAAUGGGCCGCCGGCGAGGAAAACGACGAUAAUUGCUCUGUCGUUCUUAACAACAGAAUUGAAGCGGAAGAAGAGGGAGAUAGCGACGGCGGCGACGGGAUUGUGGGGUGGCCGCCGAUUAACUUCCGGCGGAACAAGAAACAGAGGAACCAGAUGAUGGUCGUUAAUCGGCCUUCUUCUUGUUCCGGGGAAUGCGGAGCGGCGGGGCCCACGCCGUCAAUGUACGUGAAGGUGACGAUGGACGGAGUCGGGAUCGGAAGGAAGGUCGAUCUUGCACUCCACGAUUCCUUCUCUUCCCUUAGACGGCAACUCUUCGCAAUGUUCGGACUACCGGAAGAGAAUCCCUGGGACGGCGGCGCCGGCGCCGGCGAGUAUCAGCUUACGUAUCAAGAUCCGGAAGGCGACUGGCUAUUGGCUGACGACAUCUCAUGGAGGAGUUUUAUUGGGUCAGUGCAGCGGCUGAGGCUGAUGAGGAGCAGCAGCAGUGGCAGCAGCUGAUUGAAUUGAGGAUUAGAUAGGGUCAGGAUUUGGUCCAAGUUUUGCUCACAGUACUUUUUUCUGAUCUGUAGUGUAGCAUAACUAAGCGUGUAUAGAUAUUACAGAGUCUAAUUUGUAUGUUAUUAUGAACUUGUGAUACUUGAUUUUAUAAUUACU
Molecule: messenger RNA, 1103 nt
Organism: Linum tenue
Lineage: Eukaryota; Viridiplantae; Streptophyta; Magnoliopsida; Malpighiales; Linaceae
Source: the annotation of a GenBank genome assembly